Molecule: messenger RNA, 1701 nt
Organism: Laetiporus sulphureus 93-53
Lineage: Eukaryota; Fungi; Basidiomycota; Agaricomycetes; Polyporales; Laetiporaceae
Product: vacuolar amino acid permease
Exons: 20
Coding region: 1-1701 (566 amino acids)
Biological process (GO): basic amino acid transport; transmembrane transport
Cellular component (GO): fungal-type vacuole membrane
Molecular function (GO): basic amino acid transmembrane transporter activity
Source: RefSeq, a predicted model, not a curated record
AUGUCUUCUACCAGCCGCGACCCCUCAGAAACACGGCCUUUGCUCCAGCAAUCUACGCCCGAGUCUUAUCGCUCGGCCGACGAUUUAGGAGCCGCGACGCCGCCGUCUGCAUCGCUUAACAAAGCAUCCGGGACCGAUCUUGCAUGGGUCUUGGCCGGACUAUGGAGUGCGGUCUUCUUGGGCGCUCUCGACGGCACCAUCGUUGCAACGCUCUUGACUCCCAUCGGCAGCUACUUCAAUGAGUCGAACAGGUCGUCCUACAUUGGAACAUCAUAUCUCUUGUCGGUAUGCUGUUUUACCCCACUAUACGGUCGCCUGUCAGACAUAUUGGGACGCAAAGGAGCAAUGCUGCUAGCUCUGUCUCUCUUCGGAACGGGGACAUUCCUGUGCGGUUUGGCUCCUUCAAUGGACGCUCUUAUCAUCGCACGGGCGGUUGCAGGCAUGGGCGGCGGGGGGGUCAUGACAGUAUCCAGCGUUGCUGUGACUGAUUUGAUACCUCUGCGUCAACGAGGGUUGUAUCAGGGAAUGACGAACAUUCUUUUCGGACUCGGUGCCGGCCUGGGUGGGCCAUUGGGAGGCUGGAUGAAUGACAACUUUGGAUGGAGAUCUGCGUUCCUCUUCCAGAUGCCAAUCUUGUUGUUCUCCUUCGUCCUAGUAACGGCGAAGGUGUCGAUCAAGCUUCCAGACGAGAUCGAGGCACAGAGUCUGCAUGCUAAGAUCCGUCGGAUAGACUUCUUCGGCUCCUUGACCCUUGUUGGGACGGUAGGUUGCCUCUUGCUUGGGUUCAGUCUCAAGUCGACAGAAGAGCUGCCAUGGUCGGAUCCUCUCAUCUGGGGCCUGCUGGUUGCUAGCGUCGUGUGGUGUAUUCUGUUCAUCCUCGUCGAGACAUAUCACUCGCCAUACCCGGUAAUGCCUAUAAGGCUCAUCAAACAACGGACGCCGCUUGCAGUUUCUCUGGCUUGUUUCUUCGGCAGCGUAGCCGCGUUCUCCAUGCUGUAUAAUGUCCCAUUAUAUUUCUCUGCUGUUAGGCUAAACUCCUCAACCGACGCCGGUCUCCACUUAUUGCCCCAUUCGGUAUCCAUUUCAACAGGAAGUGUAUUCGCCGGCUGGGUCAUGAGGAGAACGGGAAAGUUGUACAACUUGACCAUAAUCUCGGGACUCUUAACGGUCGUCGCCACGACAUUAGUUGUAUUCUGGAACGACAAAACGUCUGCGUUUCACUUAUGGUUUGAUAUCGUACCGCAAGGGUUGGGAAUGGCUAGUGUGAUCACGACGACUUUAAUUGCGAUGAUUGCUAGUGUAGCGAAGGAGGAUAUGGCCGUGGCCACCGGCAUAACUUAUUUGUUCCGGACUACCGGGCAGGUUCUCGGAGUCAGUUUAAGUGGAGCGCUGUUGCAGGCAGUUCUGACCAGAAAGCUGCGAGAGCGUAUCACAGGGCCGGGGGCAAUCGAGAUCAUCGAGAAGAUUCGCCACUCGACGAGCAUCAUUCCUGAUCUCAGCCCCCCUCUGCGUGAGGCAGCUGUAAGCUCAUAUGCCGAUGCCUUACGCAUCGUCUUCAUCUGUCAAGCUGCGGCCAAUCUCCUGUGCCUCUUGUGCUGCAUACCAAUCCAAGAGAACCCCUUACCGGGAACGCACGAAGAACAGGAGGCUCAGUAUCGACAACGCAAAAAUACAAGGGAUAGAAGCAUGUCUGACGCCUAA